This is a messenger RNA of Cololabis saira (Pacific saury), 3116 nucleotides long. RefSeq lists its product as uncharacterized. Gene Ontology annotation, molecular function: protein binding. The record is from RefSeq and is a predicted model, not a curated record. The transcript has 9 exons. Lineage: Eukaryota; Metazoa; Chordata; Actinopteri; Beloniformes; Belonidae. The coding region runs from base 117 to 2909 and encodes 930 amino acids.
AUAAGAAGUGGAGCAGUCUGAGGGGAAGACGGAGGGAAGAGCGGCAGGUACUCAGAUUCACGGACUGGACAUGGGACUCAACACCUAAAUUGGACGUCAGUGUGGUGUAUUUCAGAAUGAGUAAGAGGGGGAGAAGGAGAAGCAGCAGACGGAGGAAGAGCUCCAGCAGCAGCAAACAGAGUGCCUCAUCCUACAUUUUUCCAAAACAGAACCACAGGAACAGCGAGAGCUGCAGAGAUGAAACCGUGGAAAAGGGAGAAACAGACUCUCUCAGAAAAGAAAACGCUCCAUCAGGAUCAGAUGAGAAAGAAAGUCUCAGCAAUGAGCCCAUCGAGGAAAAAAGAUUUAAACCAGACCAUGAUGUGACUUCGUUUCAAUGCCACAAGAGUGUUUAUACCAAAACCACAGAGUUGGAGGAGAAAGGACUGAUGAUCGUAACGUCGGUGUCUGUCAGCGACAUGAUAAACGUACCACCCAAGGUCGUGUUUCAGCAGUCACACGAACACUUUCCUGAACACCAGAUAAACUCAUCAGGACCCGUCACAGACAUCUUGAAAGUCAACUGCACUGAUGUUAAUGUGAAGCUGGAGAUCCCAGAGAAUGUUAGACUGAACACGUGUUGCAUCCAGACUACGUUUAACUUCACAAAUGGUGGCAGAGACGCCCCUGACAUGACUGUUGAGCAGCAAUGUGAACGGACGUGGACGUCAGACGCUGACAUGCCACUAGGACACGAGAUCACUCACACUAGAAACCCCGACAGAAAUGACAGAUUCACGUUUGACAGCAGGUGUGAGCAGAUGGAGGGUCGUAUCGAUUCAAAGUCUGUCUGUUUGACAAGCACAUGGGCCACGUCGGGUUCCUGUCAGUGCCACUGCGAUCAUGACCGCCGGAUGAUGAGUCGCCUACCAGACUCACCCUUGCUGCUGAACCUGGAUUCUCCGUGGAAGUGGAAGGGCAGUGUUGAUCAGUUCUGGGACAUCCCACCUCCGGAAGAGUUUGCAGACGGGAGAUAUGACACUUUAGAGGACCUGACGCAUGACCUAGCGUCAUUCAGGAUUGGCGCUUGUAGUCCCGCUUACAAGCGCCAAAGGUCAUUUCAUCUGCCCGACUCUGCUCUAUCCAGACGUCCGUUUUCCGCGCAGACGGAGGAAGGCGAUAAUCUGCCACCUUCGUUUGAUCAGUUAUCAGAAUCUGAUAACUAUGAACCUAUGUUCAUGAGACCCUCCUUCUCCACCACGAGGUCCAGCUUCACCAAAGAUUUCGUCCACUGUCAGAAAAGAAAGUCCUGGAUCAAACACAACAGCAUUGCCACUGUCGAGCACAGCAUUUGCUCGAUACUGAGCCGGAGGCGGCAGACGUAUCCUGGGCUGUCAGGGAGUCCAGGAAAGAUGCAGGAUGAAUACAGUGAGUCCUUCUCUUCUUUGAUCACGUGCUUGCUUCCGCUGCAGGCUGAGAGGCUGGAAAGGAUGCAGCAAUUUGACGACAGGUUUUCCGCAUUUGAGAUGGGACAUUUCCUGUCCUCACAAACCAGGAAACGCUCUAAACGUUUCUCAGACAUCCCAGACAUCUGUGAAGGACAGCCAGCACUUCUCAGUCCGUUCUGUAGGAGCUACUCUCACGGCAGGCUCACCGUUAAUGAAGAGGAUCAAACACAAAGGUGCAGCAGACCACUGGGCAUCGGCAUGGAGAUAGAGAGCCUGGACACUGAUACCUACGAGCCUCCGGACUCUGGAUUUGACCAAGAAAUCAGGGAAGUUGAAUCUCACAGCCCUGAAGGCCUUGCAGAGGAGGGAAGUAUACGUGGCCUUGCUAUACAAGUCAUUCCUCCAUCCUGCAGCGGCUCAGAGGAACAUAUGUUGCAUCCAUCCACGGCACUCCAGAGCGGAGAGGUCGGAGGUUCAGGACAAACGGAUUUACUUUCACCCAAAUCCUCAGAAACCACAGGGACUGGUGACACUCUCCAGGUGGACUCCAGUCCUUCACCGGGUGUCUGUAAGGAGCAGGAUCUUCAAACUGCUCUGGAAGACCUCUGCAAGUCGGCUCUGCAAGACGGAGACAAGGAUUCACCCAAAACAGAUGUGGUUACAGAGGAAACAGUCAACACUUUCGCUCCGCAAUCAACAAACGUCGAGCUCCAGGCAGGAACAGAUGAUCCAGACAAACCUGCGGGAGCUGCAUCAUGUUCUGACAAACGACCUCCGGACGUCGGAGUAAACGCAAAAGCAGCCCUCAUCAAGGCCAACAAGGCUGUUACCCUGUACAGAUCUUCCUCAGAGUCCAAAGAGCACCUGAAGCCUGUAGCUCACAAAGACAGGGAGGGCAGCGUUUCCGACCAAUGGGCCAAGAGACGGAAACUAUUCAAGGACAGUAAACAGUGGAGCUCUGCGGGAGGAAGCUCCUUCACCAGCGACAUCACCGAGGAGUCAGUAUCGGAGGAUACUCACUCUGCUGACGUGGCUUUUCAAGACAGCGAAGACUUCUACACGGAGACCUUCCACUUCUCAGCCUGGAUCUACCAGGGCGAUGAAGUGUGCUCGGAGCCCAUCCGUCCCAGCCUCACGCCCAGAGCCCGGCCGGUCUCCAUUCGAGAGAGGACCAUCAGGAUCAACAAAGGAAUCGGGGAAUAUCCCUGGGGCUUUCGGAUACAGUUCUCCAAACCCAUCGUGGUGACUGAGGUGGACACAAAUGGAGCAGCCGAGGAAGCAGGGUUGAUGGUUGGAGACUGCGUCAUAGCUGUUAACGGCAUUGAUGUCACCAGCAUUCCUCAUUCUGAGGCUGCUAAUUUAGCGAGGCAAGGUCCAGAUGUUCUGACACUGACCAUUGGAUCAGACAUCGCCCGUUGUCCGAACACGCCGCGGCCACCGUGUCGGGGGGCUACCUGCACAAGCGUACCCAGUCCGGUCUGAUCAAAGGCUGGAGGAAGAGGUGGUUUGUUCUCACGCACGACUGCUGCCUCCACUACUACAAACACAAACGGGAUGAGGGAAGGAGACGGGCGCUGUCCUCGGUGAAGCUGGAAGGGGCUGAUGUGGGUCUGGACGAUUCCCUGGGAAAGCCGUUUGUGUUUAGGUGCCACCCCCUGUCCGGUCAGCGCAUCUACCUUCUCUGUGCCA